Molecule: messenger RNA, 447 nt
Organism: Symbiodinium natans
Lineage: Eukaryota; Dinophyceae; Suessiales; Symbiodiniaceae
Source: the annotation of a GenBank genome assembly
AUGUCGGGAAGAUCUACAAAGAUCCCAGAUGGCAAGGUCGCGGAGAUCCAGCACGUGCCCAAGACAGAGGAGCGCGGUAUUGCCUUGCGCCAGCUGAAGGCGCUCCUCGCCUUUGUCCACGCCUCGGCCACCGAGGGCCAGCUACCUUGGAAGAGGCGCGAUGGGGCCUGGAUCCAACCGAGCAAGAUAAACCUCUACGACUGCACCGCGUGGGUCAUCAAGCCAGCGACCAGACAUGCUCAGUGCAGCUAUGUGGAGCUCGUCACCGAGGACCCGGUAAGCCAGAAGCCCAAGUGGUUCGUCAGCCACGCCUGGUCGGAGCCGGUCUCCACCUUUGCCCUCUGCUUGGAGCAACAUGGCCGGCUGCGCGACCUCGAGGACAAGGCAGGGGCCGGGAAAGCCCAUGAAUCAGAAGCUAAGACGAGACGCCAGCACCAGGGGUAUUAG